GGAUUCCUUUUGGAAAAUGCCAAACCGGAGGUUUGCGGAUGGCGAGGUGGUAAUGGGCCGUUGGCCAGGAAGUGUCCUGUACUAUGAAGUGCAAGUGACUAGUUAUGAUGAUGUUUCUCAUCUUUAUACUGUGAAGUACAAAGAUGGGACUGAACUUGCAUUGAAAGAAAGUGAUAUAAGAUCCCAGUCAUCAUUCAAGCACAGGAAGAGCCAGUCUUCUUCAAGUUCUCCCUCCAGAAGGAGUUCUAGCAGAUCUAGGUCUAGAUCUCCUGGUCGGCCAGCAAAAGGCAGACGUCGUUCUUCUUCCCAAAGCAGAGAACCUAAAGAUGACAAAAAGAAAACCAUUUCAGAAACCAGCUUGGCUCCACUGGCAUUGAAACCAAGUGAGAACAACACAAGAAGGUACAAUGGUGAACCCGAGAGUACAGAAAGAAAUGACACGUCCUUCGUAAUCUCAGAGCAAAAGUUGAAACCAGACCUGGAAAUAGCGCGUGUGCUUGAACAGUACAGCUUGCGUCCAAGAAAAGAAGAAAAGAAAAAAGAAGAGAUAUAUUCAGAGAAAAAGAUUUUUGAGACAAAAAAAGUAAUUGAGAAAGCAUCAUUAAAAACAAUUGAGAAAGCACCAUCAAAAACAAAGGAGCUAGAGUUUGGAGGAAGAAUUGGGACCUUCACGCUGAUAUUUUUCAUGCCUGCUACUGUACUCUACUUGCUAUUGAUGUGCAAACAAGAUGACCCCAGUCUUAUGAACUUCCCCCCUCCUCUCCCAGCACUUGAAAGUCUUUGGGAGGCAAGGGUGUUUGGUGUUUUUCUUCUGUGGUUUUUCCUUCAAGCUCUGUUCUACUUACUGCCAAUUGGAAAGGUUGUAGAAGGCGUGCCUCUUUCAAAUGGAAGGAAACUGCAAUACCGGAUAAAUGGGUUUUAUGCUUUUGUUUUGACUGCUGCAGCUAUUGGAACUUUAUUAUACUUCCAAUUUGAACUUCAUUAUCUGUAUGAUCACUUCCUGCAGUUUGCAGUGUCAGCUGCAGCUUUUUCCACGGUGUUGAGCAUUUAUCUGUAUAUUCGGUCCCUGAAAGCACCCGAGGAAGAACUGGCCCCAGGUGGAAAUUCUGGGUAUUUUGUUUAUGACUUUUUUACUGGACAUGAAUUAAACCCUCGUAUUGGCAGUUUUGAUCUCAAAUACUUCUGUGAGCUGCGUCCAGGAUUAAUUGGCUGGGUUGUUAUAAACUUGGCAAUGCUCUUGGCGGAGAUGAAGAUACACAAUCAAAGCAUGCCAUCUCUGUCAAUGAUACUUGUGAACAGCUUUCAGCUUCUGUAUGUGGUGGAUGCUCUUUGGAAUGAGGAAGCCGUUUUGACUACAAUGGAUAUUACCCAUGAUGGAUUUGGAUUCAUGCUUGCAUUCGGAGAUCUGGUGUGGGUUCCAUUUGUCUACAGUCUGCAGGCCUUCUAUUUAGUUGGUCAUCCUACUGCAAUUUCUUGGCCUGUUGCUGCUGCAAUCACAAUUCUGAACAGUAUUGGCUAUUACAUAUUCCGUAGUGCAAACUCCCAGAAAAACAGUUUCCGAAGGAAUCCAGCAGAUCCCAAAUUGGCCUAUCUGAAAUCUAUACCCACUGCAACUGGGAAAGGGCUUCUUGUCACAGGCUGGUGGGGUUUUGUUCGUCACCCGAACUAUCUCGGUGAUAUCAUCAUGGCUCUGGCGUGGUCCCUCCCCUGUGGUUUUACUCACAUUUUACCAUAUUUCUACGUUAUCUAUUUCAUCUGCUUGCUUGUUCAUCGAGAAGCUCGUGACGAACAUCACUGUAAGCAGAAAUACGGCUUGGCAUGGGAAAGGUAUUGUCAGCGUGUACCAUACCGCAUAUUUCCUUACAUCUACUAGAGCACUCUAGAUGCCUGAUUUGCAAAUUCCUUCUAAAGUUAGUUUCUUUGCAAAUAAAAAUAUACCUCUUACCUUUGCACUUGGUCUGUUUGUUAUUUAGGCUUUUAAAAACAAACAAACAAAGGUGACCAAACAGUGGAGUGCAUCAACAGCUAUUUACAAGUAAUCUUAAAAUGUGAGUUGUGGGAACUGACUGUCUGUGACUUCAAUUUUUACCAAAAUUGUGAAUUUUAGAAAGUCUUGGAGCCCUGAUCUUUCAAGUUAAAUUUUAUCUAGAAUCCUAAGUUUACAUUUUUAUUGCAUUUAAUUAAGCACUGUGAUGUAAAGUAUAUUAUUUUCUUAAUACAAUAAAUAUCAGAAAUUCCAUCCAGUUCAUUUUUUACUGUUGCUUGUACCAUCUAACUUCAGCUGUCUGACUUAGUUGCCUGAACUGAAGGAGCAGCAGGGUCUUUUGGUUGGUGGAACUGGGAGCAGAGGAUUUGACCCAUGUGAGGGGCCUGUGCUAUUGCCAGUGCUGCCCUGCAGCCACGGGCCAGAGUUGGCACAGCUCAGCUGGGUGCUUGUCCCCCUCCUGGCUUUUCAUUAAUGGGAUUUUUUGGUCAGGGAGGCUCAGGUGACCCCUGUACCUGCAGGAGAGACAAAGGGAUGGGAUGGGAGUGGGAGGAGAAGUAAAAGGGCACAAUCAUCCCAUCCCAUCCCUGCAUUCUUGAGGCAGUUUCAGACCAAGGGGGACUCCUGGCAGCCCCCCUGACCCUAGAGAGAAGCCAUGCUGCUGGCUCAGGCUCCUGAAGGUAGAUGAUACAAACACUUGUUCCAGCUGUGGGCAGAGCUGUGGAAGCGAGUAGCAGACCCUACUCCUGCAUCCAGUGGUGAGCACAGGGUAGCAAAAGGUGCAGGAAAGAACAAAAUGACCACAGUUGGCUGCUUCUGAUCUCUGUAUAUGUCUUAAUGUACCAUAGCGUUUACCAUGUGUGUAUAAUAGAGCUUCCAUGUUUUUGCUGUACAGUCUUUCUGGAUUUGAAAAGGCGAUAGCUUUGGGGUUUUUUAGGAAUAGGAGAUACCAGUAACUAAACCCAUUUCCAGUACUUUUUAAAAAUAUGCUCAUUGAAGAAAAAAGGUUUUGUAAAUUAAUGUAUUAAUUCUGAAACCAAUUGAAGUGGUCACUGAAAUAUUUGUAUCGAAAGAGAUGCUAUGAAAAUGUAGGACAUGCUCCUCAAUCCAAAGUUGGGUUUUUUUUCCUUUUAUUUUAAUUUGGCAUCGCUACCUCAUAUGUAGGUUUUGCCUUUUGUAUUGUUGCGGAUAGAGAAAAUGGCUAUUUUUUGCUAUUGCUAUUUAAAACAACGUUUUUUUACAUGAGCCUGUGGUUAAACUCAACCACUUCCUAAUAUAUUUUUGUAUAUAUUUGACUUUUUAACUAAUGUAUGUGUUCUAGUUACUACUAGCCGUGGUCUCUGGCUAACUGGCUGUAAAUCGGAUGCCUUCGCAGUAUUGACUUCAUAAGUAGAAUAAUUUCACUGAAAUAAUCUUGCAUUAACUAACUUUUAUUGUCAUCACACUGAGAGCUUUUCACAGACCUCCAGCAGAAGGUUGUAUAGCACAAAGCGUCCAGAACAGCUUAGUAGAAUCUUAACUCCAAUGCAUGUACUUGUGUGCUUGCAGGAAGGUUCCUAAGAAAUGGGAAUGUUGCUGUUACUCAUCAGUUAUUUUCAGUUCUUUUAAAAUGUUGAUGUAAUUGAAAACUAUCACGUGAUUUUUUAAAAUAAAAGAACCCUCUAUUUUGUACACAGGCAUCUUUUUAAGGAGAAUUGUACAUUUGAAGUGUAAAUAAUGUAGCUUGGUUGUGACAGUUGCCUCCAAAAAUCUGUAAUGGUGGUGUUGUAAGGGAAAUGUUUUAAGACAAGUACUUUGAUUCCUGCUCUGAGAUAGCAGUGCCUGUAACAAGAGUGAGGAGCUGUCACUCCUGUGCAGUAGCAGAUUAAACUGGGAUAUGCUGCCCGGUGGAUUGAUGGGAAACAACGGAUCAAUCAUCCAGAUGCCCCAGCCUGCAGCUGGUGGUUCAAAGUGUAUGGAUGGGGGGGCAGUUGAACCCCUCACUCUGCAAAGCAAGAGGUGCUGCUGCCAUCCCAGUUUUAUCUGUUGCCACACAAGGCUGUUGAAAUGUAACGCGGAGCCCUUGUCUUUCAGAAACAGAUUGUGAGCAGUGGUAACUUCCCUCUAUUUACAUGCUGAGUUUUAUGUGAAUUUGAUUUUGAAGUAAUUGUUUUUACUACAAACAAGUCUAUAAACUGAAAUAAAGCUUUUGCUUAAAAUUUA
Pezoporus occidentalis (night parrot) is the source of this 4186-nucleotide messenger RNA. RefSeq names its product lamin B receptor (gene LBR). The record is from RefSeq and is a predicted model, not a curated record. Gene Ontology annotation, molecular function: Delta14-sterol reductase activity. Lineage: Eukaryota; Metazoa; Chordata; Aves; Psittaciformes; Psittacidae. The coding region runs from base 17 to 1873 and encodes 618 amino acids. The transcript has 13 exons. Gene Ontology annotation, biological process: cholesterol biosynthetic process. Gene Ontology annotation, cellular component: nuclear inner membrane.